Messenger RNA from Aureobasidium subglaciale EXF-2481, 594 nucleotides. RefSeq lists its product as uncharacterized. Lineage: Eukaryota; Fungi; Ascomycota; Dothideomycetes; Dothideales; Saccotheciaceae. Bases 1 to 594 code for a protein of 197 amino acids. The record is from RefSeq and is a predicted model, not a curated record. The transcript has 3 exons.
AUGGUUCUCUUCGACGAAGAUCCCGUCACUCUCAUCCGCCAAACAACCCGCAACUUCCACACAGACAGCGACCUGCAGUCAAUCUCGCGCAUCCACUCCUCCCUCUCCACUCUCCGCAGCGCCCGCUCUCUGCGUCUCAACGCCCAACACACACAACUCGCCCAACUCUCACGAAAAGCACAACACCUCCGCGCAACCCACGACUCGGAAAUCUCACGCCACGACCCUGCAGCCCAUGCCUCUGAUAUCCUAGCCUUGGACAAUGCAAAGUUCAGAGUCGCCAAAGCCGCCAAUGACUUGGAGAUUGAGGCUGAAAGACUGGGCUCCGAAGUCUAUGGCUUGAAAAGGCAAUUGCAGAUUUUGGAAGAGCAGGGUGAUGAUGUUGAGAGUGCUGAAAACAAGGCUGAAGAUGAUGUCGUCUUGAGACUGGGUGUUUACCGCAGCUUGGGCAUCGACGCUGAACAGGACCACAAUACCGGCGACUUUACCCGUGCCGUCAUCAGAAAUACCGCAAAGGGCAAUGUCAAUGUCGUCAACCUGGACUCCAAGUUUGACCGCUUCUUUUACGCAAACCACUUCUGGAACACCAUGUAG